This is a messenger RNA of Effrenium voratum, 5859 nucleotides long. The record is from the annotation of a GenBank genome assembly. Lineage: Eukaryota; Dinophyceae; Suessiales; Symbiodiniaceae.
AUGAGCCUUGCAGCGCCAUUGCGGAGCUGUGUGCUUGACAAGGAGGAAGCAGCUGGCAUGAUCAUGUGCGAUGGCGACUUCGAGUCGAUCGCCACCAAUGAUGGUGCCGUGAUUGCCCAGCUCAUCUGCUUGCAGACCGACCUUCAGGAUGACAUGCACGUAGCAAAGCUGGUGACCAGCGUGGAAGGGGUCGUGGCACUGUGCAAGAUGCUGGGCGACGGCAGCGCCUGCGUCGCCCCGAAGCCCAAGGUGAACUUCGAGAGACUCGAGAGGGGCAAGCUGCCAAUCAUUGGCGUUCUGGGCGAGCAGCUAGCGAUCCGCGGCUUCCUCGAAAGCUUGCAGCUUGCCCCGCAGGUGACGGCGAUGCUUAAGACGGUCGGGCUCUAUGCCAUCCAUCACCAGCAGCGCCUGCUCUUGGUUUUAUGGCCGGCCAAAGCCGGCUUUCAGGAUGCCUCGCACCGCAGGCCUAUGGUCAGCUUCGUGCACUUCGUGAUGCAGCUGACCACCGAUAUCCUGUGGCUGGUUGGAGAGGAGGACCUGCAGGCGCUGCAGACUCGCAGAGACGCUGUGCGGUCAAACCUUUCAAGGAAUCUGGACAUUCAGAUUGGCAUGAAGGCCGCAAGCGAAGAUGAUUGCAACUUUGGGUCACACUUCCGCUUGUCUAUCCCCACAAUUGGCACGUCUGACAUUCGCAUAUGCAGUGGCAAGAAUCGCUCUUCUCUCAGUAUGCUUCGGGUACAAGCUGCAGGUAAACAAGAAAUUCGAUUGCACAGAUCAGACACCAUCACCAACUUCUUCCGUGAGGUGAAGGACACUCACUCUGUGCAUUUCCACCCUGACCUGCAGCUGGAACAGUGCGAACAAUUCGCUCAAGUUGUUUCAUCUUCAGACUUUGCGCGGAUCCAGGGCCAGCACAAAGAGAAAAUACGACAGCUUGCCACUCAGAGACGGGAGCGGGAGCAGGCGAUAGAGGAAUCUGAGAAUCGGAAGAAAGAGGACCUCUACGUCAUGUUGAAGGAAACUGCAAGCGCAGAGAUUCUCAAGAAAUUCCCCGCUGAGUUCUUCGUGUUGAUGACAUCACAAACCGAAUGUGCAGUGUGCCUUUCAACGCUGGAUGCUGACAGUGUCCGCCUUCCUUGUGAUCCGGGCCACAUCCUUCAUCGGCGGUGCUUUGAAGAACAUUUGAAGACUAAGCGCAACUGUCCGAUAUGCAGGAAAGAUGUUGCUCGCGACGUCAGAGGUGCGGCGCUCGCUCUGGUGGACGAAGGGGCAGCUGCGCGUUUGUCAAGGCAGAUUGCCGCCAAGGAAGCUCAUCCCCUCGUGGGCUGCUGGAAGAGCACUGUUGGGGCAGAAGCCUUCAACAUUGUCAAGGAGGGCACUGAGCUGGCCAUUAAGACGCACGGUCUUCACAGCAGGAUUGUAGAAGCCCGUGGCUUGUGGUAUGCGACUGUCAUGGGUCGAGGCACGAUGUAUAUUCAGCAGGCUGCUGGCAAUGAGGACCUUCGCUUUAGGAUGCCAGAGGACAAGAGUUGGCGUGAUGCCAAGAAGGCAGGAGCAAAUCCGAACGCUGAAAACACCAGCGAUGCAUCGGUGGGAGGUAUUCUGGAUUGUAUCCAAGAAAUGUUUAGCAAUUUGCAGUUCAUGUACGCAUUUGCUGAAUUAGCUCAUGCAGAAGGCUGGAUGAAAAAGGCAAAUCUUGAUUUGGCGGACACCGAGCGCGAGAUGCUCCAGCAGUCUUUGGAGAACGGCGAAACGGUCUUCAACAAAUGGUAUGAGGAGCUGGUCCCUCCUGCAUCUCUCAUCCAAAGAUUGAACCCCUUGUCAGGAAGUGAUGGGAGGAAACAGCUCUGCGUGCAUGACGUGAGGAGGCAGCUUGUCCAGCGCACGAGCGAGUUGGAGGCAUGCAGCACAAAGCACGAGAGGUACAGUCGUGCCAUCCAGUCAUGCAGAGAUGCCUUGAACAAUUGUCUGGAGAAAAGAUUGAGAGACAUGACGGACUUGGUGUUCAAGCGUCACAUUCAAGAAUCCUUUGCUGACAAGAAGCAACUGCUACGUGCAGGUUUUGCCACUCGUGAGCAAAGGCUCAGCAGUGAGCUUUGCUGUGCCUACGGGACGGCCAUGCAAGCAUUGGCUCCAGAAAAUGCCCCAAAGGUGAUCCUUGCCAAGAUGAUGCCACGCUACUCGGGCACAUACAUUUUUGAGGGUCAAUCGGAGGUGAUCGGCGAGACGCAACUCAUUUGUGCCAUGUAUCAUUUCAAGGUCGAAAAGGCGCACUUCGAGCAUGCAAUCUCAGCUGGCCGAGAUUUGAGGGUGGCGCUGGAGCGGCUUAUGCCGUCCGACAUGCGGUUUGGUAUCAAGAGGCCUGAUGGAGUCUUGCAAGCAGGAUGCUUGGGGAAAGAUCGUGGCUUCUCUGUGUGCUACAGUGACACCGGCAAGAGCCUCAAUUUCAUCGCUCGCUCCAGAUAUGGGGAGGACUGGCUUCUGCAGCUCAAGCGAGAUGUUGAUGCCGUCGCAUGGAGUGAACAGCUCCGCAUGCUCGCUGUCUACUCCUCCGAGUCUGGGCAAGCGGGCAUCUAUGCUUGGGAUGAGCAUUUUGGGCGCCACCACGACUACUGCGCACCGAUCUCGUUGGACAACCAUCUACCUGAUGCGGAACUGUUUCAAAUGCAUUUCCUCCCAGCCACCAAGCAGCUUUGCUUUGUCUUCCGCUGCAACACCGUGAGGAUUUUUGAGCUUGUGCCCAAGUGCAUGCGCCCACGAGGCUUCUCCAUCACGCCCCAUGUGAAGUCCGUGGUCGACUCUGGUGGCGCAGCCCUGUUGGCUCUCUACCAGGGCUGUGACGCAGCCACGUGGAAGAUGGAUGUCUUCCUGACCGCGGAUGGGCGGAAGAUCAAGACCUUGACCCUGCCCCUCGCCGGCUGUCUGACACCGCCAACAGUGGAUAUUGUCUGCCUCUACGGGGUGGACUUCCUGGUCGCAGUGGGCCCAGGCAGGAGGGAGCUGCAUGGUUGGCACUUCAAGCUGCAGACUGCCGAACAGAUCUGUUCCAUGGAGCAGGUGGGAAGCGCAGAGGCGGAGGCGCAGCCCAGUGGUCUGACCACGCCUCUGGAUUUGCUCAGUCAAGUCCUCUCCAAAUUCACCAGCCAAGCAGCGCUGAGUGGCAUGAACCUUGCCCCCCAGACGACACGACUCACCGUGCUUGGUCCACAAGUGGACAGCGAUGUGGGGCCUGCCGCGGAAGUGAAUCAGUAUGUCUCCAAGCUUUUGGCAAAGCUCAAGCAAGAUACCCAGAAGCCCUCGCUAGAAUCCUUGCGCAUAGAAAUCACUUUUCUUUCUGUCGCAGUCGCGCACCCUAUGUGGGCAGUCGAUGUGGUGGCUGGCUUGACGGCCUCUGAUGUGAAUCUGACACAGUUUGUUCGCAGCCUGAUUUGCAUGGUGCCCAUGCAAAUCGCGCGGGCCGAGAAUGAGUCUUUCAUUAUCCUUAAAGAUGGUUUGCGGGAGGACGUCAGCGACUUCAGCCAUGUGAAUGAGCUGGCUGGCUUUAUUUCUUUCGGCCUGUACGAGCUGAUUCUGGAAAGCAACGAGAACCCAGUGGUUGUGAUAUCCAGUAUGGGGAAGCAGUCAACUGGAAAAUCCUACAUGCUCAACCAUUUGGCAGGAAGCUGCUUUGAUACCGCUGGCGGUCGAUGCACUGAUGGGGUGUGGAUGACCCUUCGAGAGAUGCCGGAUGUGACGUACAUCCUUCUGGACUUUGAGGGGCUGGGAUCCUUUGAGCGCUCGGCGCAGGAAGACAUGCUGCUCUCUGUCUUCAACGCGGCAAUCUCCCACGUCUCUCUCUUCCGCGCUGAGAAUCGCCUGGACUGCGACACGGCCAACAUCUUUUCGCGCAUGCAGCAGGCUGCCAAAUUGAUCCAGGGAGACAAGGAGCUCUUCAACGGCAUGUUUCAAAUUGUCGUGAAGGAUGUUGUGUCGGAUGCCAAGGAGGUGGCUCAAGAGUUCAAGCAGAAGAUCCACAACUUCUUCCUGCGACUCUACAAGGGCCGCGUCGGAAUUCUUCCAUUUCCUGCCUUGGGCCGAUUGGAGUUCUACAGGGAGUUUGAGUCUCUGAUAGAAAAGGUGCAGGCAGCGCAGGCCUCCGGAAGAUGCUUUGAAAGCGGCCGACAGUUUUUGCGGAACACGAAGUUGCUCAUGUCCAAGAUUUCCAUGAAAGAUUGGACGCCUACAGAUCAGAACAAGAUCAAAAUACUUUUGGCAAGCCUCAGUGAAUGCUUGGUGCCUGCAGUGGCCGGUGGCUGCAUGGCGCUCACAGAGGAUGGUGUGAUGCCUUUGCUGCAUCUCCGAAGUAACAAGACCUUCGUGACUCCAAAUGCUCCCAUGGAUGAUGAGCCAGAGUGCGUGAGCUCCAUCCAGGCCGUGCUUCCGGAUGAAGGCCUGGUACUGGCCAACGCAGUGGAGGAAGAUGGCUCCUGGGACAUCCGUGUCACUCCUGAGGUUAUGGCCAACUUACAGUCCAAGGUCAAGGCCGUGCAGGUUUGCACCACUGAUGAGCUCUCCAAGACAUUGCGCGCUCUUGCGAUGCGACGGCAGCAGCGCAUCAUUGCUUGGAUGGAGUCCAACCUGGAGCACAUUGCUAACGAAGGCGAUGCUCAGCGCUUGAUGAUGCAAACCAAGAUGUUGCUGGCAAGGCUGUUGCAGCGAUUGCGGCUUUGCGGCCUGGACUGUGCACAUUGCCGGCUGCCGUGCACGCUGCCUUGGGAUCACGCGGCAGAUCUCUCGCACGACUGCGGGACAGACCACCGCUGCCACGCCUUCUGCCACUACUGCCAGGAGUCUGGACGCGCCACCGCGUGCCAGCAGAGCGCCGGGCAUGCAGAGGCGCACGACUGCGGGGACGCCGCUCACACUUGCGGCCAGGACUGCUCGCUGUCCUCGCUAGGCAACUGCGGUGGUCGGUGUGUGCUGAAACCUGGGCACUCGGAGGCGCAUUUGUGCGGGAGCUUGCGGCAUCACUGCGGCAAGCCCUGCAGCCUCUCAACGUGUUCCAACGCUUGCGUGCUGCCCUUCGACCUGAUUCACGAGCGGUGCGAGUGUCACGUGAUCGUUUGCCCAAACAAGUGCUCCUUCCCCAGCUGCAGUUUCAUGUGCUCUGUCUCAGACCACUUCCAUGCGGAUGGCCGAGCUGACUGUAUGUGCGACCAGCCGCACCAAUGUCCCCGCGAGUGUCAGUCCACGGGUAUUUGCGAGAUCUAUUCUGAGCUCGUAGUCAAGAAACAAAAGUUCACCGGCAAGCACGACACCUUCGACUACGAUGCCAUAGUGACGGAGCAGAACGGCGUGCGCAAGACCUGUUGCAAGGUCGUUCCAGCCAAGAGCCGCGAGCAUGAGGGAGAGCACAUCCACUCUACCACGGAAAACCUUGUCCAUUACUGCGAUGAGAAAUGCCCCACUUGCGGCUACUACUGCACGUUGCCAUGGGGCCAUUCAGGAGAGCACGACACCCGGCAUGGGAACAUGCGAAGGACGUAUUUCGUCUCGGACCAAGAGGUGUUCACGCUGGGCUCUCGCAAGUAUGCGCCUGCAGAGUCAGGUGUGGCCGAGAUGUGCAACAUGUACUGUCACCGGGCCGGGCGCGGGCACACGCAUGUGAAGCUAUGUGCAGACUACUCCCAAGGGCGGGAGUGUUGCAGCUCUGCCAUGCCGGGGCGGCGGCAUUCGAGCCGUCGGUACAAGCCCAACCCAGACGAGCCCAAGGAUGAGUUCACCCAUGCAGCUUUCUGGGAAAGUAUCAGCUUUCGUGACCCCUGCUCCAACGAGGACAUCGACAUGUUUCGGCAAGUGCAACCACUUCUGCCCGCAUGA